This is a messenger RNA of Blumeria graminis f. sp. triticale, 1041 nucleotides long. NCBI's taxonomy places the organism in Eukaryota, Fungi, Ascomycota, Leotiomycetes, Helotiales, Erysiphaceae. The record is from the annotation of a GenBank genome assembly.
AUGACCGCAGCAUUAAGAAAUGAACUUUAUAAAAAUGUAAUUGUAGAUUUGGACAAUUUUUGGACGGAGCUUUUCUUGGGUAAAGAUUGGUCCAAUCAAACAUGGAAUAUUUGGAAAAGCUAUGAAGCAUACGAACGAAAUGAAAUUAAGAUCCAGGAAGAAGCUGAGACGUGGACACAAAGAGAAACCAUAAACAACAAGCAGAAGGUAACCCAGGAAGAAACACCAAAAACUUUCAGAAAACCCCGAAGUCAGACAAAAAAAGAUGACAAAGAAUCGGCAAUUUUGGCAGGAAACAAAUCGCUCGAAGGUUCGCAAAAUAUCAUGAAUACAAAUAACAAUGAUAUCCAGAACAAAACUAAUUCGGAAGAGGCCAAAUCUGGGGGAAUCCAGAAAAUAAUCUAUAAAAACAAGAUUUUGACUGGAGACAUGACUGUAGAUGAAAUGUGGGACUGGCUAAAUUUUUUUCGUGAGAAUUUUUUGAAUCAGCUCACAGAUAAAUUCCACAGACCAUCGGAAAAGUUUCCAAAAAUCAUCAAAGAAGAAGAAGGCUCCCAGUUCCGCUGCAGUUAUUUUCGCUCGUCAGAUAAAUGCCCGAUGAGGGGUACUGACAACGAUUACCAGGCCGACUUCCUCACAAAGAGAAACGGGUCUUCCAAUGCUCAAAGUAAGAUGUGGCACACUGACAAGAUCCAGAGUAAUUACGAUAUAAAGCAAGCAGCUAUUUCGAGAUUUAAAGAAAAAAUUCUCGAUAACUUCUCCACCAAUUUCGUAGUCUUUAAGGCUUUAGCAUCUGAACUCCGAACGAUACUAUUUGGAGAGCUUGGAGAUGAAUAUAGCGCCCCUGAAGAUUAUGAAGCCGAAUAUGAGAAGAUUAUUAAGGCAUUCAGCAAUACCAUUGAAGAUCUAAGAGGUAAGAUCAAUCAAUUACUACACAAUUACUACACAAUCACUGUUCCCUUAAAUGAGAGUCUAGCUAACAUUCUCAAUUAUUUAGAUGGGACAAUCGAGAAUAAAUUGUUGGCUAGAGGAACAUCAUGA